AUGAAUGCAUUACCUUCAUAUCAAGUGUAUGGAGCUUUCGACCUGAACUGGGAAACAUACACCACUAAACCUCUUGUCGCUGUGGAAGUGAAUAAAGUAUUGAAAGCAUUGAGUGCCUAUCAUGAUAAAUAUAAAUGUACGGAUAAGAUUGCAAGUGCCUGGUAUUAUGCAUCACAACAGGAGAAAAGUGAACAACUCAAGGGUGAAUGGUGUGAUUUCCUGUAUUUUUGGAUAGGGAAAACAGUAUAUGAGAAAUUAGAAGAUAAAACACAAUUCGGAAGAGCUAUGAGAGAUAUAUACGGAAAAUUGGGAACGUUAUCCCCCGAUGAGAAAUGUGGCAGAGUAGAGCACAGCAACAGUAAAUCCAUUUUCGACCGGAGAAAAGCAGUAUUCGACUACUGGAACAACCAUGGAACUAUAGAAGAUUACGUAAAGGGUACCAAAGGCGGCUGUGGGGGAAAAUAUGCCAAGUAUUUGGACGGAGUUAUUACGCACUAUGAAGAAAUAUAUAAAUUCUGUUCUCGGGAGAGCCAUGAUGCGUACUGUAUACAAAUUGACAAAAUACUUAAUAGUGACAAACAUCCAAAUAAAUUAAAAUCGCAAUGUGGUGGAUAUUCAAGCAUGUUGCCUUCAGAAGGAGUAUAUUCUCUAUUCAACGCACCACUAGGGUGCGAAGUACUUUAUGAAGGACAAAAUAAGGAGCAGGGAAUAGUGAAGAAACUGGAGCAAAUAUUGAAGAAGUACAAGGACAUUCCUGAGGGUUUUGCCAAUGAAAUUCUACAGAACUUCUGUUACGCAUGUUGGAUGAAUGAAAAAAAUAAGUCGUCCGAUGAUGAUAAUACACCUUGUUAUUUUUUGUUCUUCUGGAUUGGUCAUAAAAUAUGGGACAAAUUGAAGACAGAUGGAACUUUUGGGACGGUCAUGAACGACAUUUACAAAGAAUUGAAGACAUUCCAAUGGGAAGAGGGUCAGCACCAAAGGGACUGCAUUAAUAUAUACCCUGAUAUUAUGGAAUAUAAAUGCAAAGCUUUUAAAAAUUUUUUUGACUAUGAAUAUAACAUUAAAGCUUUAAAGAGUAAACCGAAUUGUAAUGGACAUGUCAUUGAUCCAAGCCACAAGGUAGGUGAUUGGAGUGCUCAGCAAGGAUAUACAUUGUCAUGUGGUGCCUGUGGGACUACUACGAAUGAAUAUUGUAAAAAAUUUAGGGAAGAAUAUAUAGACACUCAGAAGUGCAACUCACAACCGAAGGAACUACCAGAACAACUAACAUGCCCCAGAGCAGUCAAACCUGCUACAGCAGCAAAACCUGUUGCUGCCAAACCUGCAGUCACUGGGACCUGCGAGCUAGGUCCCCCCUGUCCAAACCCAAAUCAAGCUGGUAGUAGUGGCAGUUUUGGUGAUGCUCAUGGACACAGUGGUGGAGAAGGAAAAGGAGGGAGUGACGGUGGUGGUAGUCACAGAAAAGAAGGUGGCGACCACGCUGAUUCUGAUGGUGCCGUGGUACCUGCUGUAUCUGGUGGACUUGCUGCAGUAGGAUUACCAACAAUUCUUGCUUUCCUUUUUUACAAGUAUAAACCUUUCUUCUUGAGGAAGCAUAAUCACUCUGGAAAUGGAAGCAGGAGCGGAAGCAGAAGAAAGAAAAGAUCAACAUUCAGACAUGAAUUAAAUACCUUGACAGACGACGACGACAACACUUCUACAGAAACAUAUUCAAGAACCAACCUAACAGAAACUGCAACAGAAUAUUCUGUUCCAUAUAUUAGAUAA
Plasmodium coatneyi is the source of this 1767-nucleotide messenger RNA. Its product is annotated as KIR protein. NCBI's taxonomy places the organism in Eukaryota, Apicomplexa, Aconoidasida, Haemosporida, Plasmodiidae. The record is from RefSeq and is a predicted model, not a curated record. The coding region runs from base 1 to 1767 and encodes 588 amino acids. The transcript is spliced from 2 exons.